Messenger RNA from Penicillium atrosanguineum, 1119 nucleotides. RefSeq lists its product as uncharacterized. The record is from RefSeq and is a predicted model, not a curated record. The coding region runs from base 1 to 1119 and encodes 372 amino acids. NCBI's taxonomy places the organism in Eukaryota, Fungi, Ascomycota, Eurotiomycetes, Eurotiales, Aspergillaceae. Gene Ontology annotation, biological process: transmembrane transport. The transcript is spliced from 2 exons.
AUGUCAUUCGUUAUGAAGUCACCAUCGGCGGAGCAAAAGAGAGACCAAAAGAGCAAACCAAUAGCAAAAGAGCGGAGCUUCGAGUAUGUAUUGAAGAGUGGACUGGCGGGAGGUCUGGCAGGGUGUGCUGCAAAAACCGUUGUUGCACCGCUUGAUCGUAUAAAGAUUCUUUUCCAGACAUCAACUCCGGAGUAUACCAGAUAUACCGGUAGUUGGGCAGGCUUUUUGUCUGCUAUCUCAGUAAUCAGACGCUGCGAAGGCUGGAUGGGCCUGUUCAAAGGCCAUUCAGCUACACUUCUCCAGAAGUUUCCUUACUCUGCUAUCAAUUUCCUUGCAUACGAGCAGAUCAGAGCAACGAUAAUCCCGUCAAAAGACAAGGAAACACCGCUGCGCCGGCUAUUAUCCGGUAGCCUUGCAGGUUGUAUAUCAAUAUUUUUCACUUAUCCGCUAGAACUCGUUCGGGUUCGUCUUGCAAUUGAGACGACUGGCUCGCAGUGGUCUUCUUUAAGAGAAAUAUGUCGUCAGAUUCAUUAUGAGCCCGGGCACACCCGUGCUGGUUUAACAGCUACCGCAGUUGCGGCAGAUACCGGACCCGCCAGUCACACCAUAUCUCGCGCCUUCUAUACGAGUUUUCCGCAGUUCGGCUUAGCCAAUUUCUAUCGUGGCUUUAGCCCGACGCUACUCGGGAUGCUGCCUUAUGCAGGGAUGUCUUUUUUCAUCCAUGAUAUCGUGGGCGAUUGGCUUCGCCACCCGUCACUUGCACCGUACACAAUCAUCCCACAAUCAGCUGUGAAGUCGCGAGCAAACCGCCGGAGCUACACACUCUCAGAAAGACCCCAGCUUGUCCUUUCUGCUGAGCUACUGGCGGGUGCCCUCGCCGGGGUGAUUGCCCAAACAACCUCAUACCCCUUCGAGGUCAUCCGUCGUCGCAUGCAAGUAGGUAAUGUUAUGCACGGUGGCCAUAAUCUUGGGAUUGUUAGCACCUGUUAUAAAAUCUGGGCAGAGAAUGGAUUUCGAGGAUUCUGGGUCGGGUUAACUAUUGGGUAUAUUAAAGUUGUGCCGAUGGUUGCGACUAGUUUCUUGGUUUACGAGCGAUUGAAGUGGACCUUUGGGGUUUGA